CAACCCGAGCAGCGCCUGGAGAGCCCACGGAGCUCCGAGCCCGCUGGACAGAGCCCAGCCUCAGGACACUGCCAGGACCGGUGCCUUCUCACCACGAUGAAGUCGUUGGUUUCUUGGCAGCUGAUGAUUUUCCUCUGUGCCACCUCGUUGAGGGAGACAUUUGAAAAGCUGGCACCCAUGGAGAAUCCUAGACCAACAGGCCAGCGGCUCGGACCCCAGGCCCUCCUGGCCCCGUGGGAGCAGAGCCCUCGGUGCGCAGAAAGAAAGCCCACCGGUGCCCGGCCCAGACUGCGGGGGCCCUGGCUGUGCCCGCCUCCCGAGAGCUCUGCGGGGCCCCAGCGGCCAGGCCUGUGCGCCCCCCGCAGCCGCCUGAUCCCCGCCCCCCGGGGCGCGGUGCUGGUGCAGCGGGAAAAGGACCUGUCGGCCUACAACUGGAACUCCUUCGGCCUGCGCUACGGCAAGCGCAAGCGGCAGACUGCCCCUCCAGCAAGGCUCGGCGGGGGCGCUGGGCGUGGCUGA
Molecule: messenger RNA, 519 nt
Organism: Ailuropoda melanoleuca (giant panda)
Lineage: Eukaryota; Metazoa; Chordata; Mammalia; Carnivora; Ursidae
Gene: KISS1
Product: KiSS-1 metastasis suppressor
Exons: 3
Coding region: 97-519 (140 amino acids)
Biological process (GO): G protein-coupled receptor signaling pathway; positive regulation of cytosolic calcium ion concentration
Molecular function (GO): kisspeptin receptor binding
Source: RefSeq, a predicted model, not a curated record